AUGAAUAUUGAAUUUAAGGGAAUGUGGUCUAUAAGUAUGAUACAAUUAAACAUGCUAAAUGGAUUAUCAAAUUUUGCUUAUCAUUAUUAACUACAUUCGGUUGCAUACUUCCUUGCUUUUUGUGAUAUGGAGUCUUUAAAAAUAAAAUNA
Molecule: messenger RNA, 150 nt
Organism: Paramecium primaurelia
Lineage: Eukaryota; Ciliophora; Oligohymenophorea; Peniculida; Parameciidae
Source: the annotation of a GenBank genome assembly